AUGUUUGUACUACCGCCUCCGCCUCGGUAUCCGACCCAGGCCGCAUACAAUGCCGCUGUUGCUGCCGGCCAUGCCACCCCGAUGAUCGAGACGAAUAAUAUACUAUCGAGCCCCGAAGACCAGUUCCUGGUAGGAGAGGGUACGUACAUGCUCAAGGAAGACCUACUCCUCGCGACACCGCCGCCGCACCCGUCAGAAGCCCCCAUCGUCAACCCAAACCCCUUGGCUACGACGCCUCAGCCUGCCACGGCCGGCACCAAGAUCUCGCUGUUCAGUCUAGAACCCUGCGCACCACCGCCGGCUAUCCACAAACUCUUGUCGACCAUGACGCUGUCGAACAGCAUAGCCGAGCACCCGAACGAAGGCCGAUACUCUAACGAUGCCAAGUUGAGCAGCGAUGGUGAGGGUCGAGCCGCGUCCGUAAGUGACGGAGGGCCCCCGAUUUCGGUCACCGCCGUCUCCGCUCCGGCUUUUGGGGAUGGGAAUGCGCUCCUUGCUCCGGAGAAGACUAAGGACCCCAACAAGCGACGAAAGCCCAAGAAUAACAUGACUAAGAGCAAUUCGUCCUUCAUAUCACGCGUCAUCAUCAACGAGACCUUCUCCAAGAAAAUGGCGGACCGGCCGAGUGACGGCCUCUUCGCUUUUGCAAACAUUAACCGUGCUUUCCAGUGGCUGGACUUGUCGUCUUCCUCGAAAGCUGAUUAUCUGACCAAGAUUUUGUUUACCAAGGCCCAUUGCUUGAGUCACGACGUCAACUUGGUCACCAAGGGUUCCAGCCAUAUCGAUGUCAUCAUGGGCUUCUCCACCGGCGAGAUCAUCUGGUGGGAACCUAUGUCUCAGCGAUAUACGAGACUCAAUAAGAAUGGUGUUGUCAACAAGACGCCGGUUACUCAAAUACGCUGGAUUCCUGGAGCAGAGAACCUAUUUUUGGCAGCGCACAUGGACGGCUCGCUUGUGGUAUACGAUAAGGAGAAGGAAGACGCCAUCUUCAAUCCAGAAGAGGAAGAGGGGAACUCCACCGUGGAUGCUGCACCUCCCAAGGCGUUCGAAUAUCGCAAGCGGAUCACCGUCGUGAAAUCCGUCCACUCAAAGAAUCAGAAGACGAACCCUGUGGCUGUAUGGAAACUAUCGAAUCAGAGGAUCAACGCCUUUGAGUUUUCUCCUGACAGCCGCCAUCUUGCCGUUGUCUCCGAGGACGGCACAAUGCGCAUAAUUGAUUAUCUCAAGGAAGAACUUCUCGGUGUGUAUAACGCGUACUAUGGCGGAUUUACCUGUGUCUGCUGGUCUCCGGAUGGCAAAUACGUAUUGACAGGAGGACACGAUGAUUUGAUAUCUAUAUGGUGUCCAGAAGACACUACAAUCAUAGCACGGUGUCAAGGUCAUCAAUCAUGGGUCGCAUCGGUUGCAUUCGAUCCGUGGAGGUGCGACGAGAAGAACUACCGCUUCGGCAGUGUGGGAGAGGAUUGCAGAUUGUGUCUCUGGGAUUUCAGCGUGGGCAUGUUGCACAAGCCAAAGACGGCGUCUAACCGGCAACGCGGCUCUGUUUCUACUCAACUGCCCGGUCUACAUCCCACCGACGCUCAAGGCGCCUCGCCAAGUAGGAUACGGUCAGACUCCGGAGAAUUGGCCGUGGACGGCGAAGAGAAGACGAUUAAUCAUCCGGUGGAGCCGAGAGCCAAGGUGGCGAUACUACCGCCCGUACUGACCAAGGUCGCCGAUCAAGAACCGCUGAGCUGGCUUGAGUUCACCGAGGAUGCCAUCAUAACGAGCGGUACGAAAGGCCGCAUCAGAACUUGGAGCCGGCCAACUGACUCUCCGGCUCACACAUAG
Molecule: messenger RNA, 1830 nt
Organism: Anthostomella pinea
Lineage: Eukaryota; Fungi; Ascomycota; Sordariomycetes; Xylariales; Xylariaceae
Source: the annotation of a GenBank genome assembly